This is a messenger RNA of Necator americanus (New World hookworm), 1224 nucleotides long. RefSeq lists its product as uncharacterized. The transcript is spliced from 11 exons. NCBI's taxonomy places the organism in Eukaryota, Metazoa, Nematoda, Chromadorea, Rhabditida, Ancylostomatidae. Bases 1 to 1224 code for a protein of 407 amino acids. Gene Ontology annotation, molecular function: protein binding. The record is from RefSeq and is a predicted model, not a curated record. Gene Ontology annotation, cellular component: nucleus.
AUGUCUACUGUAGCAGUCGUGAACGGUCAGCCACGUGAUCCGUCCUCGGCUACAGUAAAGGAAAAUAGUCAGACUCCUGGGCCACCACUUCCGGUUCCACCGUUAAGCCAAACAGGACCGUCAGUAAGUCAAGCACAAUCAUCUCAAUCUCAAAUUGGCAAUCUUUCCGCUCCACAGCAAAAUCCUGUCCCUCAGCGAGAUAACAGGAGAAGCGAGAUCUAUAGAUAUUCUGGCCCAAGACCUCUGUUUGCUGCUGCAUGGGCUAAUAAGAACGACAGAAGAUUUCGACUGGCUGUUGGGAGUAUUGUGGAGCGUGAACAAGGCAACAAUGUGACGUUAAUUGAAUUGGACGAAACUCUCGGCUCACUUGUGGAAAAAGGAAGUUUUAUUCACGAAUUCCCGGCAAAUCAGAUAGGUUUCAUACCCGAUCUUGAAAACAAGUAUCCAGAUUUGUUAGCUACAAGCGCUGAUUUCCUGCGAUUGUGGCGAAUCCAUCCGAAUAAUCUAGUCACUGAAGAAGCUGUUUUAAGUAGCAACAAGUCUUCUCAAUUCACCGCCCCUCUCACAAAUUUUGACUGGAACGAAGUAGACCCACGAUUGAUUGGAACGUCAAGUAUAGAUACCACUUGCACAAUUUAUGAUGUUGAGGCUCAACAGGCCGUUGGUCUAAUAAGACCAAUCACAUUUAGCGUUAAAACUCAGCUCAUUGCUCACGACAAGCCUGUUCACGACAUUGCUUUCAGUCGCAUUUUUAACGGAAAGGAUAAUUUCGCCACUGUAGGUGCUGACGGUAGUGCACGGAUGUUCGAUUUGCGACAUUUGGAGCACUCAACAAUCGUUUACGAGGAUCCCUUGAAGCUACCACUUAUGCGGGUUGCAUGGAACAAACAAGAGCACUACCAUCUUGCCACUUUCGCUCAAGAUUCAACUGAGGUUAUUAUCAUUGACAUUCGAAUGCCGUGCAGUCCACUUGCCCGACUAAAAAAUCAUAACGGUGCCGUGAACGGACUGGCUUGGGCUCCACACAGUGCACACCACAUUUGCACAGCAAGUGAUGACGCUCAAGCCCUCAUCUGGGAUCUACAGAAUAUGCCUCGUCCUGUUGAGGAUCCCAUUUUAGCCUAUUCAGCUGGAGGAGAGGUCAACCAAGUUCACUGGGGCCCAGCACACAAUAACUGGAUAUGUAUUUGUUUUAACAAAUCGCUCGAGAUUUUAAGAGUUUAA